AUGGCUUCAGACGCAUCGGCUUACAAGCCUAUCCACAGCCUUGUCCUUGACACUGGCCCUCUCAUCAAGAACGAUCCUCCCGCCAACACCCUCCGCGCGAAAGCCGAAAUACUCUACACCCUCCCGUCUAUCAUUUCCGAAAUUCGAGAUGCCGCCACUCGAUCGCGAGUAGAGACGACUCUUCUCCCCUUCAUCACCCUUCGAUCGCCCGGCCCCGCAAGCGUAAAGGUCAUUCGGGACUUUGCGCGAAGAACAGGAGACCUGGCUGUUCUCAGCAAGCCUGAUAUUGACGUUUUGGCUCUGGGGUAUGAACUGGAGUGCGAACGAAAUGGUGGUGACUGGAGAUUGAGGAAAACUCCUGGCCAGAAGGGUGUCAACGGAAAGCCAAACAAACCUGCUGAAUCUGAGAAGACUGAGGAGUCUGAGAAGGUUGAGGAGUCUGAGAAGACUGAGGAGUCUUUGGAGAAGGCUGUCGAUAACUUGACCAUCGAGAACCCUGUCGAGCAGCCUGCGCAGCCCAGCGAGACUGUUCAAGAGCCAAAGCCUACAGUUGAGGAGUCCCAGCCUACAGCCGAGACCCAGCCUACGGUCGAGGAACCCAAGCAAGCAGCCGAGGACACAGUCGAGGCGACUACAGCCCCAGAGACUGCCGAAGCCGAUACCCCAACUGCAGACACUGAAGAUACCCAAGCCUCUGGCGAAAAGGCCGACGAGACAAUUGAAGCUGUCGAAGAAGCCUCCGAGGAGGAACCCUCCGACGACGAAGGCGGCUGGAUCACACCCUCCAACCUGAAGAAACAUCAAGCCGCAACAACUGGCGCCGCACCUUCAACACCCGUUCAAAAAACCCUACAAGCCGCCGUUCUCACCUCCGAUUACGCCAUGCAGAACGUCGCACUUCGAAUGAACCUCAACCUUGUCGCUCCCUCGCUCGCGCGCAUCACGCAUCUCAAGAACUGGGUCCUUAGGUGUCACGGCUGUUUUAAGGUCACAAAGGAGAUGGACAAGCAGUUCUGUCCUUCGUGCGGUCAACCUACACUCACCCGCACCAGCUGCUCUACCGACGAGCACGGCAACUUUAAGUUGCAUCUCAAGAAGAACUUCCAGUGGAACACUCGCGGCAAUGUCUACAGUGUGCCCAAGCCUGUUCACGGCUCGUCCAACGGGCGUCUUGCCAAGAACGCUGGCGGAAAGAACAAUUGGGGAACGACUCUGAUUCUGGCAGAGGAUCAAAAGGAGUAUACACGGGCAGAGACUGAGCAGAAGCGCCAGCGCAAAAAGGACAUUAUGGAUCAAGAUUAUCUUCCUGAUAUUCUAACAGGGCAUCGGUCUGGCGGCGGUGGAAAGAUUCGCGUGGGAGCAGGACGUAACGUAAAUUCCAAGAAGAAACACUAG
This is a messenger RNA of Fusarium sp. VM40, 1395 nucleotides long. Lineage: Eukaryota; Fungi; Ascomycota; Sordariomycetes; Hypocreales; Nectriaceae. The record is from the annotation of a GenBank genome assembly.